Molecule: messenger RNA, 270 nt
Organism: Mytilinidion resinicola
Lineage: Eukaryota; Fungi; Ascomycota; Dothideomycetes; Mytilinidiales; Mytilinidiaceae
Product: heterokaryon incompatibility
Exons: 1
Source: RefSeq, a predicted model, not a curated record
CCUAGCUUCGACGCCCUCUCCUACGUCUGGGGCCCACCCACUUCAUCCCACCACAUCCUCCUCAACGACCACAGCGUCCCCAUCACCAAAAACCUCCACACCGUCCUCCUCCGCCUCCGCAGCGACGAGCUACGCAUAUUAUGGAUCGACCAAUUAUGUAUCGACCAGAGUAACCUAGAGGAGAGAAGCAGCCAAGUCCGCCUCAUGGGUAAAAUUUAUGAGAGCGCGAAGGAGGUCGUUAUGUGGCUCGGCCCCGACCCCUCCGCCUCC